Messenger RNA from Homarus americanus (American lobster), 2362 nucleotides. RefSeq lists its product as uncharacterized. Bases 69 to 848 code for a protein of 259 amino acids. NCBI's taxonomy places the organism in Eukaryota, Metazoa, Arthropoda, Malacostraca, Decapoda, Nephropidae. The transcript is spliced from 4 exons. The record is from RefSeq and is a predicted model, not a curated record.
CUGAGGUCAGUCUGGUGCUCCUCUCUUACCACUACUUCUCCUCAACCCCAGCCAACAGCAGGACGACGAUGGCGGGAACUGUGAUGAAAGUGAUGGCGUUGAUGUUGUCCAACUUCCUGGUCACCAGUGCUGUGAUAACAACCAUAAAAGUGUACAAGGUGGCGUCGUCACAUAAUGAUCCAUUUCCUAUCUGUACAAUAAAAGUUGUAGAGAUGCAGAGAAUUUCAAGGACGUCUUGUGCUUUAAAAUGUCUUGAGGAACCUCUGUGUAGGGCCUUCUGUGUUAAAGGCGCCUCGUGUCACAUCAACGGAGGCCACCUGGAUGGUCGCUGGCCUGGAGCAGCUGUUGGUCACAUCUAUCCUGGUAUUUUUACCUACGAUUAUUGUUAUGCAUACUUGGAGGAAGGAGAUGUUACGUCCCAUAUUGUGAGCACCUCGGCCUCCACUGUUCACUCGGAAGGAUUAUAUCCAGAAUUUGUUAUAAAUGGGUUUUACUGUCAUAUCCCGAAGUACCAUGGUCCUCUAUUUUACUGCUGGGCUGCGAGUCCUAGUGACGUUCAAGGGUAUUGGCGGGCCACUCUAGACUCCCCACAAACUAUCAGCACAAUCUAUGUCUGGACGCGUGGUGACGGCCAUCCUACGCCAACUUUUGAUAAUGUAGAGAUAACUUUUGGUACCUCCAGCGACUUCGACAACCCUGUCUUUGACACUUACCCAAACACGGCAUUAAUUACAGGUGAGAUGAUCACUUUCACUGCCACUAGCCCAGUGACUGGUCAGUACCUACAGGUGAGGGAUUUAUCUCCCACUGGUCCCUUGGGCAUUUGUAAUAUCCAGCUGCUCCAGUAAACACUGUCAUGCCUUUUGACUCACCUGCAGUUUACUUCAUUUACAGGUGAACUUUAGUCACCUUAAGAGCAGAGUUUAUACAAGAUAAAUUUGACUCAAGGAUCAAAGUGUUGUGUUUUCUCCACUAUGUUUGGUUCCAUGAGUCACGUUGUCUGUGACUGAAGGAUCACGUGUAAGACUGUUCUUGACAACUUUUACCCAUAAUACACAAAACUUAAGAAUAAGUAGAAGGAUAAUAAUUAUGUAUGUGAACAUUCAGAGGCUAAUAUGGCCGUCCAGUCUAUGAUGGUGAAAGUGAAUUAAAGGAACUGACGUGAAGCUCCUCAUACUGUUGCUGAUGUUUGUGUGUUGACAUUUAUAUCUCCCCGACACACCUGAAUUAUUGUACAGGUUCACUGUAAGUUCAGGGGUUCUCACAUGACACUCAUACUUAGGCCUGCUGUAUACACGCGUUAUAAACGUCUUCUUAACACACACACAGUUUGGUGUCAACUCUGAACCCCUUAGAUUGACCACUUAAAAUAAGUUGGAAAUUACUACAAGAGAAAUUUCCGUCAUUUAUAUUUAUUAAAUGCUAAGAAGACCUUGAUGUGAGUUAAUGAAUGUAAAUAAUUUACCACACUGAUAGAAAGAACGGUAACACUUUAUCUUUAAAAUGUGUUAAUGUUUAGUAUAAACAGCGGGGCUGCAGUGCACGACUGUGUCAGUUUUGAUCAAAUCCUUAUCCUUGUCAGGGUAGAUCGCUCUCACCUCAAUUGUACUACACACAGUUCCUACUGAAGCAUUACUGUUGAUGUUAAUUAGGGAGAAGUGUGAACGCUAUAUAACCAACACUUGUUUUACUGUUCCAUGGACUGCAGCAGCUGCUUAAUGCACGUCAAACGCUCAACAUAUAACAGUCAAAACAUUAUUAUCUCUCCCUUGACCUUCAAUGGUAUGUACCUAAAGUCUGUCACGCUCGACGGCUGCUCUCUCCACUUUGUUGACAUCUUCACCUGUCUGGGUCACAUAACACCACAAUAAUUGUUUAUGUGUAUCGUAGACAUGAGGCUGGAAGUGUUUGUCCAGCUUGACGAGUAAUUUUAACAUAUAUUUAUGUAUUCUUCAUCAGCCGACUAUUUGGGAUAUUUUCAUGAGUUAAGAAUUAGGGUCUUGGCUCAUACAAAUAAAAUAUUUCUACGGGUUGAUAUCCAUCAAUGGUAGAGAGUCAGCGUUAUCUUACAACACGGAAAUAUUUUCCCACUAAGUACUAGGAAUACACCUGUCCUCUGUCUUGUGUUAUGACACCUGUCAGCCGUCUUGUGUCACAGCACCUGUCAGUGCUCUUGUGUCACGGCAUCUGUCAGCCCUUUUGUGUCAGAGCACCUGUCUACCCUCUUAUGCUACGACACUUGUUAGCCAUCUUCUGUCACUGCAUCUUUCCCCGCUUUUGAGCCACGGAACAACUAUAAGAACAUGUACUGUACAGUCUCGUUCAAGAUUCUUCAAACACUGCUGGAGACAGCUGGCAACUC